UCCAAGAAUUUUUACAAAGAUGUUGAAGCCAAUAUUAAUCUAGACCAGAAGCCAAAGAAUCAGAAUUACAGCUUAUUUAGAGAAUUUACUUAUUUUGGCAAAAUUGAAAAUGCUGAUGAACAAGCAUACAAAGCUUAUUAUAAACAAACUAUUAAAGUUGGACUUUAUAAUAAACUCAAAACAAAUGCUAAUCUUACUUCUGAAGUCAAAAAUAAUGAGUAUAAGAAGAGAAUGCAAAGUAGCAUUGAAACAUCUAAACAUACUGAAAAUAAAAGUCUUGAUAAAGGACAAAAAUUUAGCACUAAAACAAAAGAGAUAGAAUUGCAACUUGAUUCUAUUCAAACAAA
This is a messenger RNA of Cetraspora pellucida, 347 nucleotides long. NCBI's taxonomy places the organism in Eukaryota, Fungi, Glomeromycota, Glomeromycetes, Diversisporales, Gigasporaceae. The record is from the annotation of a GenBank genome assembly.